AUGGAAGAAAGUGAUGAAGACGAUGAAUGGCAACAAGAAGAACUUGUACAAACGACCUCACAACAGAGAUACAAAAUAAAUAUUAAUGAGCCUAGAAUGACUAGGGCAGCAAGGCGUAAGCAAAAUUUUGAAGGCAAAAGUAAGCCAGAAAAGCAGAAGAAAGUCGAUUUACCGAAAAAAAUGUGUUCGGAUAUUUUCUCGGAUGAGGUGGAAAAAAGUGAGAAUUCAGUACAGAAAUAUGAGAAGAAAACGAUAUCGGGAACAUGGGCAGCAGUUUCACCAAAGAAAGAAAUUUUGGCAGAAAAACCGCUUUUCGAUAAAAAUAUCGCGCAUAUACAAGCGGUUCAGCGAUUAAGCACUGCUGAAGGAUGGAGACGAAUGAACGAAUGGUUGAAAUCUUCAAUUAAAACAAUGGAUUUACCUAAAUUACGUCAACUUUUGGCACAACUAGUUGAUGCGGAUAUUACAGUGGAGUUGCUUAGAGACAAUGACACUCCUAAAAUUGUUAAAGACCUGCAAAAAUGCGCAGAUAAAGAAAUUGCAAAUUUUGCAAGUAAAAUGGUUACAAAAUGGAAGCAAACAAUUCGUGAUGGUAACAAAGAAAAACAAUUGAAACUUCAGCAGCAACAACAUCAGGAAACAAAAGUAAAAGCUCAGAAGCCUAGUGGUGUUGGUGUAGCUGCAGUAUCAGGAAAAAAUGUUAAAAGAGCUUCAACUGAAUCGGACGUUGGCGAUGGCCCUUCAACAAGCCAAACAUCUGGCCAGCUUAAACCAAGGACUGGCUCUAUUUCUUCAGCAGCUACUUCUCAUCAGCAGCAGAUUGGUUCUAGAUCUAAUUCUUUCAAUGUACAAAACACUACGGGUUUAAACAAAACUGGUGAAAGUUCUGUGAGUGCACCACCAAAACCUGAACGACCAAAAACAAUUGCUAAGGCGAAGGCUAAAAUAUCACGUCCAAGACUUACCGGCCUGGAAGGAGACGAAUCAGCAACUACGGUCAACAAGUCUGUAGAGCGUUCGAUCGGUACAAAUAAGACUAAAACUUCGACAACAGUAGUUUCCUCAAAAACAGCUACUUCAACAACUGCUGCUUCUGCCCAUGAGUCUCCUUUGGCGCGAAUUAUGGCUGCAACUGCAAAAUUUCAUGCUGAGCAACAACCUAAAAGAAAGUCCGUGGAGGUUGUUUUCAGUGAUAAUUUUAUGGACAGCCUAUCAGCUGCUGAUGUUGCAAAGCCUAAAAAAGCCAAAAUUGUGCGCAAAAAAUUGAGUGAACAAAAAGACGAUUCGGCAAAGGUUUUUAAUUCUUUCAAAGGAUAUUUUAUUUUUUUAAAUUUAGUCCGAUGUUCGCGAUUCUUUUGCUCCAGUUGA
Molecule: messenger RNA, 1368 nt
Organism: Meloidogyne enterolobii
Lineage: Eukaryota; Metazoa; Nematoda; Chromadorea; Rhabditida; Meloidogynidae
Source: the annotation of a GenBank genome assembly